Oldenlandia corymbosa var. corymbosa is the source of this 3098-nucleotide messenger RNA. NCBI's taxonomy places the organism in Eukaryota, Viridiplantae, Streptophyta, Magnoliopsida, Gentianales, Rubiaceae. The record is from the annotation of a GenBank genome assembly.
GCAAAAUGCCAAACUCCCAGAAAAAAUAUAAUCCAAGAAAAAUAAAUUAUAUAAAAAAAAAAUUAAAAGCCACCUAAAAAUGACAAUUAUUAAAUAAACAAUUAAUAAAAAAAUAUUAUUGGAAAAAUACAAAACCGCAUGGUUCACGAGCUCUCCACAAGGGGAUAUAUAAAGAUGCUGGAUCCUCGCGAUAAGGGAUUAAGGACAGUUAAAGAUUUAUAGUUGUUUGUCCCUCGCUAACUUGUGCCGAUCUUACCGGUCAAUUUUCUCCUUCAUUUCCACAUGGCGAUUUCUAUGCAAUUCUCUCGUCUAACAACCACUCGGACGCCGGAUUUGGCCUUGCCCGAGCCGAGGAUCUUCCAAUUCCGGAAGCCUUUCUCCGUUCGAUGCUCCGGCGAUGGUGCUGUCUCGUCUUCUUCCGCAUCCGCGUCGGUGGAAAAUGACUUCGAUGCUAAGAAGUUCAGGCAUAACUUGACUCGGAGCAAGAAUUACAACCGGAAAGGUUUUGGUCACAAAGAAGAGACUCUUGAACUCUUGAAUCAAGAGUACCAAGCCAGUGAUAUUAUAAAGACAUUGAAGGAGAAUGGAUACGAGUACACCUGGGGUAAUGUUACGGUGAGAUUAGCUGAAGCAUAUGGAUUUUGUUGGGGAGUUGAAAGAGCUGUCCAGAUUGCUUAUGAAGCCAGGAAGCAAUUCCCGACUGAGAAGAUAUGGCUCACCAAUGAGAUUAUUCACAAUCCUACCGUCAACAAGCGACUGGAGGAGAUGAAGAUUGAAGAGGUCCCAAUUGAGAAUGGGCAGAAACAAUUCGAUGUUAUUAACCAGGGUGAUGUCGUGGUUUUACCUGCUUUUGGAGCUGCUGUGGAGGAGAUGUACACUUUGAACCAGAGGAAUGUGCAAAUAGUUGACACCACCUGUCCAUGGGUUUCAAAGGUAUGGAACACUGUUGAGAAGCAUAAGAAAGGAGAUUAUACUUCCAUUAUUCAUGGUAAACACAACCACGAAGAGACAAUAGCAACUGCAUCAUUUGCCGGAAAGUAUCUUAUAGUGAAGAACAUGGCUGAGGCAACAUAUGUUUGCGACUACAUUCUUGGUGGUAAACUGGAUGGAUCUAGCUCAACAAGAGAAGCAUUUAUGGAGAAAUUUAAGUUUGCAUUUUCAGAGGGUUUUGAUCCUGACGUUGAUCUUGAGAAAGUUGGUAUUGCAAACCAAACGACUAUGUUGAAGGGAGAAACUGAAGAGAUUGGCAAAUUGGUUGAGAGGACCAUGAUGCAGAAGUAUGGUGUGGAAAACAUCAACACCCAUUUCUUAAGUUUCAACACUAUUUGUGAUGCCACUCAGGUAUAAUUCUUCUUCCAUAUUCUUUUUGGCCCAAUUUGUUCUGCUUACGCACCAUUGACGUGGUUAUGGAGGACAAGGAGUUGAUUUAAUUCUUAUUUAGGUUUAUAGCUUGUUAUUCUUCCUUUAUGUGUUUAUUUGGAAAGCUAAGAUCACUUAUACUGAGGGCUCUUCUCUUUGUGCCUUUGUCAUACUGAUUUGAAGACCUUGCAUCAUCAAAACUCUAGCUUGAUUGAAUUAAAGAUAAUUUCACAUUACCUACCACCCCCUGAUUACAUGUAUUAUAUUAGCGGCGGCAUCUUCUUUAUUUCCCUGGUGUUUGUUAUUCAUGGGAACUUAAUGCAUGCCAUGUUUGGAGUGCUUGUUUAUGAAAUAAUACAGCACCUGUUGCUAACAUUUAUGUACGGAAUAUGGCAAUGUAAUAAGUGUUGACAUUGGAAUUAUUUUUGGUCCAUUUGAUAAAGUUGGAACAAUAGCCUUGUAGUCUGUCAGUUUCAGAGAAGGGCCUCUGUCAUGUAUGCGUGCCUUUUGGCCCUCCUACAGUAUUAGCUAACAUACUUCUUGUCUCAGGAGCGGCAAGAUGCCAUGUAUAAGUUGGUUGAGAAACCGCUAGAUCUUAUGCUAGUAGUUGGAGGGUGGAACUCCAGCAAUACUUCACAUUUACAAGAAAUUGCAGAGGAGCGUGGGAUUCCAUCAUAUUGGAUCGACAGUGAGCAAAGAAUAGGCCCAGGAAACAGAAUUGCUUACAAGUUAAUGGUGUGUAAAUGUUACUUCAAAUGUAUUCUUGAGAUGAUUUCAUAUCUGAAACAUUUGUUUUCUUGUGUUAUAACAAUUUAUCCUACUGACACGGUGAUCUCGUUUGAUAGCAUGGAGAAUAUGUUGAGAAAGAGAACUUUUUGCCAGAAGGUCCAAUCACAGUUGGGAUAACAUCUGGUGCCUCCACUCCUGACAAGGUAAAUGCUACUGUGUGUUGGUGCUUUAUAAGCACAAUCUUGAAGAUGAUAUGUCUAAUAUCAUUUCUUCUUGAAGAGUUAUCCUGUGAUAUCAAUGCAUGCAGUUGUAAAUACUUACGUUUCAAACAAAUUCGUUGCCAGGUUGUUGCAGAUGUCCUCCUCAAGGUAUUCGACCUUAAGCGGGAGGAAGCACUUCAACUAGCAUAAGUGGUAUCUGUUUGCUAAUCUGGAAUUAGCGGCUUGUUUAUGCAUAGACCCAGAUGAAGGUCAAAAUUCGUGUGAGCUUAUAUGGGCUGAUAUCAUGUGGGAGAUACAUACUAUAUGUAGCAGAAACAUUAUAGUAACAUAUGUAAAAAUGUAUUGCCAUUGGAAUCUAACAAUAUCCACAUCGAAAUGGAUGGUUUUUACAUGUUAAAACUUGGUUUCGAGGAACAAGAGAUGUAUUGAUAUAUAUGUUGCAGGGUGCUGAAGGGAAGGACACAUUGAUAGUCUUCCACAUUGUAUACGCAUGUUGAAGAAAUGCAAUAGAUGAUCCCAAUAGCUUGAUAACUUCAUUUUCUUCUCCCCUUCUAAAUUAUCUUUAAACAUUUUCCACCAUCUUAUAUUGGUACUAUAUCCUAAGAGGAUUGCUGUGUAAACUGUAAAGUGGGAGCAUGGUUGCCAGUGCCGUCACUUUGUAUUUCCAUCUCUCGGCCGAUCAUGAUCUCAGUUCUUUCAGGAAGAUAAAGGAAUAUGGUUUUUCUUAGUGGUAUUGUGUGGAGAGAUUAUGAUGAUCCACAACACUGCUAAAUCCUGAAAAUCAAUAUC